Electrophorus electricus (electric eel) is the source of this 2222-nucleotide messenger RNA. It is a transcript of the gene fam8a1a, whose product is annotated as family with sequence similarity 8 member A1a. NCBI's taxonomy places the organism in Eukaryota, Metazoa, Chordata, Actinopteri, Gymnotiformes, Gymnotidae. The record is from RefSeq and is a predicted model, not a curated record.
GGACAGUCUACUUACGAUAGUUAUCUAUUUAUUCAACAAAAAAAAAAACAUGGUAGCGUCCAAGUCGGAGCGAGGAUUAGCAUGGCCGAUGCUGGUAGUGCGAUUAGCUUCUCGUUUGAGGUAACGGUAAUCAGUAACAUUUAAACUGACUAAGAAUGGCUACAAUGAAAACUGAAGAGGAAAGAAAAACGGAUGGCGACAGACUCAACGGAGAUAAUCAUAUUUCAAGAACAGACUACUGCAGGAAGUUACAAGAGUGGAUGUGGCACUAUUACUGUGGCUAUGCUAACUGGCAGAGCUGGAUGUUUAUGUCGGCGCUUCCAUUCCCUCCUUGUUAUCCGCCGCCACAAGGGAGCCAGGCGUCCAACACGGCUCACUAUCCAUUUGUCCCGACCUCCUCAGACAUCGCCCGCUGGUAUAAUCAUCUUACCAAUCCAACUCAAACUAAUAACACGUCUGGUUCUCAGUCUGGGAGCCCCUUGUCCACAACCCCAGCGGCUACAAGCACAGCACAGCCAAAUGGAAAUGCUGCCCCGCAAGCAGGUAGAGAAUACAAUAUUCCCUCCCCUUUACACAGAUUUCUAGCUGAAAUGGUAGACUUCUUCAUCCUCUUCUGUGUUAAAGCUACCAUAGUUUUGUGGAUCAUGCACCUAAGUGGAAUGAAGGACAUUUCCAAAAUUGUAAUGCAGUUUGUAGUUGAAGAGAUAGAUGAGAACACCUCUCUGGAGGACCUGCAGAAAAUGAUGGCAGUGGCUCUGGUGUACAGAGUUCUGGUUUGUUUCUAUGAGAUCAUCUGUAUUUGGGGAGCAGGCGGAGCCACUCCUGGGAAAUUUCUGCUUGGUCUGCGAGUUGUCACCUGUGACUCUAUAGUCUUGGUACGACCCAACCGUGUCCUGGUGGUACCAGCGUCUAAUGUCACCUUAUCCGCUUCCACAGUACGCGCUUUGAAUAAGAACUUAUCCAUCGCAUUCCUCUUCCCAGUCUUCAUCACACUGCUCUUCUUCCAGCACAACAGGACUGUGUAUGACAUUGUGGCCGGAACUAUCGUGGUCCGGCGUAGGGGCGCUAGAUGACCAGGGCUGGGGAUCCAAAACAGACCUAUCUAAAUAUAUCUUUAUAGUGUUGAUGAUGAGGGAGUCAUAACUUUACUGAAGCCAAACGGGGCUUCAGGGUUUUUGACAGUAUUUUGAUGUAUUAGAUAGGGAUAUAACAAUAUACAUGUUUUAAAUGUUCCAAAUGAUUUUUGAUUCUGACGUCAUGAAUUCGUUCAAAUUUUGUUAUAAAAUGUUAUUGAUUCUACAGAGUUGUCAUUAUAUACUACAUAAUUUGUUUUGGCUCAAUAUAUACAUUUAAUUUUGAAAACAAAAGAUGGCAAAGUAUAACCUAGUGCAAAAAAGUAAUAAAUCUUAUAACUAUAAAAAUGCAAGAACCUUUGCUGCCUGGUAUAAGACCUUUUAUAUACAAUAUGAGAGGCCCUCAAAAGAGAAUGAGGAGAGCACUGAAAAUACAGCUAAAGUUAUUCUUCUGUUCUUUGAAACUUUUGCUUGUUUCACUAUUUGUAUUUGAUAAGUGCAUACUAUUGUAAGUUAAUGAUUAACAUUUUAGUUGUUAAAUGCUAUGGUGCUUGUUAUUUCUAGCACCAAAAAUAUUUGAAAAAGAAACUUUUAAUGGAUGGGUCAUAAAUAUGCUUUGCCUGUUUAUGUAGGUUUCAUGAUGAAAGUUGUGGAUAAUGCAUAUAUCUGAAAUGGAUAAACAGUUUACACUUUAUUUACCAAUGAGGUUGCAUUAGUAUUAUCCAGGGUCUGACCAUACAGCCUGACCAGACCCAGCUAUUAUUUAUUGUACUGAAGUUGGGGAGUUUAGCCUGACAUCUGGUAAAUGUCUGCCUGGCCCCUGCCUUCAGUUUGUGGAAUAUAUUACUUCUUUCAACUGCCACUGUCUGGAGUGUUCUUCUCUUGUAAAGGCCAAUAAUGUUUGGGAGGCUGUGAACAUGGCUGCCUGCCUACCCCAUUGUAUCUUGUAUGCUCUCUCUAUUCAAAAGCUCUAUAACACAAACAGCAGUGUGUUGCAUGUAUAUUGUUCCCUUUAGGAAGCUCACUAAAGUGGUUGCUGAUGAUUAUUCUGGAUUGCAGUGUACAUGAUCUGUUGGCACAACUUUUAUGGGUUCUUUUUUUUUUUUUUGCUAAUGAUGUUUCAAGAUAAUAAAUGCAUAAUAUAAGGAA